Molecule: messenger RNA, 1810 nt
Organism: Anastrepha ludens (Mexican fruit fly)
Lineage: Eukaryota; Metazoa; Arthropoda; Insecta; Diptera; Tephritidae
Gene: Coprox
Product: oxygen-dependent coproporphyrinogen-III oxidase
Exons: 2
Coding region: 357-1517 (386 amino acids)
Cellular component (GO): mitochondrial intermembrane space; cytoplasm
Molecular function (GO): coproporphyrinogen oxidase activity
Source: RefSeq, a predicted model, not a curated record
CAACAAAUUCCGCAACUUAACACAGUGAACAUACCUCACCACAAGAAAAUAUUUAUUAGAAUUUAGUACCGACGUUUAAUUUCACCAGGUUUUCUACGAAAUAUCAUUUCUAUUACCAAGUGUUAUACAAAAUUAACAAAUUCAAAACCAAUAAUGAAAGGUAAACUCUAAAAUUUAUAAAUUGUUAUCAAUCCACUAAGUCUUAUCAGCGACAUCGAUAAAGGCCUGGCACAGUGAUUACAUUAUCUGAGUCACGUCGCCCCACUUCCUUAACCGCUAAGAGAAAAUUCGUAGUAUUUAGCAGAAUAUAAGACACAUACUUUGGUAUUCAGAGAAGUAACAUAGGUUUGCACACCAUGUUUUUUGUUAAAGGUAUACGCCAAGCAUUGGCCUCUUUAGCCACUUAUCAGUUGGGACGACGUAUUAGCGGCCGAAAUCUGCACUUCUUAAUUUUAGGAAUCGGUUUUACUACCACUGCUUCCGUCUCCUUUGUCCAAAUGGAAGCUACCCGGAAACGCAAGCUAAACACUUCUGUGUUUAUGUCAGAACCGGUAACGGACAAAAGUACGCUAAUUGCCAACGAAGACGACAUGCGUACUAAAAUGGAAUUAAUGAUAAUGAAAAUACAAGCUGACGUAUGUCGUGCGUUAGAGGCAGAAGAAUACGCGGGACAAAAAUUUAAAGUGGAUCGCUGGAUUCGAACUGAAGGUGGUGGUGGCAUUACGUGUGUUCUUCAAGAUGGCGAAGUAUUCGAGAAAGCAGGAGUUAAUAUUUCUGUAGUGACCGGCAUGUUGCCUCCGGGUGCAGUUCAACAAAUGCGAACGCGAGGCAAGAAACUAGAAGAAGGUAAGAAAUUACCAUUCUUUGCUGCUGGCGUAAGUGCAGUCAUACAUCCCCGCAAUCCACACGUACCAACGAUACAUUUCAACUAUCGUUAUUUCGAAGUGGAAAGUGAGGGUGAAAAACAAUGGUGGUUCGGCGGAGGAACUGAUCUCACACCAUAUUAUUUAAACGAAGAAGAUGCUGUACAUUUUCACAAAACACUAAAGGAUGCCUGCGAUGAACAUGACUCCAGCUACUAUCCACGAUUCAAAAAAUGGUGUGACGACUACUUCCGCAUUACCCAUCGUAAAGAAAGUCGUGGUAUUGGCGGCAUAUUUUUUGAUGAUAUAGACACGCCCAGUCAAGAGGAGGCGUUCAAAUUUAUUACAAGCUGUGCCAAUUCUGUAGUCCCGUCAUAUUUGCCCCUUGUUCGCCUUCACAAAAAUGAUGAAUACGGCGAACGUGAACGUCAAUGGCAACUUCUGCGACGCGGCCGCUAUGUGGAGUUCAACCUAAUAUAUGAUAGGGGUACUAAAUUCGGACUUUACACUCCGGGUGCUAGGUAUGAGAGUAUAUUGAUGUCAUUGCCUUUAACGGCACGUUGGGAAUACAUGCACACUGUACAACCCGAUUCACAAGAGGGGAAGCUGUUGGAGGUGCUCCAGAACCCUAAGGAGUGGAUAAUAAAGUCUUAAUGUAUGUUUAGGAAUAAAGACAACUUUGAUUAAGAUGCAAACAUGCAACCUCUAUAUCAAAGACCCUCGAUGAAUUAUGAAACAAUGGAAGAUGAAAUACAAUGGGAGUGUUUGUUAUGUUUGAUUAUUGUCAUGGCAGUUAUUAUGCCAUUGAUUAUGAAAUAUAGUUAUUUGUUCACGUUUGAACAAUAGUGCCUAUUUGUAUAUUUGCGCGGUUAUUGUAGUAUUUAAAGGGAAUAAAAUGCACUUUUACAACAUUUUAUAAAUAAUGAUGCAUAAUUUAGCAAAUUCAA